Molecule: messenger RNA, 696 nt
Organism: Ogataea philodendri
Lineage: Eukaryota; Fungi; Ascomycota; Pichiomycetes; Pichiales; Pichiaceae
Exons: 2
Coding region: 1-696 (231 amino acids)
Source: RefSeq, a predicted model, not a curated record
AUGGACAAGGCUGUUUCUACACAGCUUGAAAACGUGCCGAAUUUGCACGAGACACAGGUCCGCAAAAACGAUCAUCUUAAGGAGAAAUUGUCGGAGAUUCUGGACAAAUGCAAUGAAACACCAACAAACUGGGUAUUUUGGGCUGAAAACGAGAGUAUCCAGAAACUACUCACUGUGGUAGAAAUAGUUAAAAGAAAACACCCUAAUCACUCACAGUUUAACCAACUACUCUACAAACAGUACCAGAAACAACUUUCGGAACAAGAACAGGCACUGGAGAUCCAAAAGCCGUCCAAAAUGCCGAUCCUCUACAUAUACUUGCACAUAGUCCCGGAACCAGUACAAUCGUCAAAUCAGCUGGACCAGCUGGACCAUCUGGGCUCACUCAAGUCCAGUCUGAUCGCCGCUGGCUGGUCACUCGGAAGAAGGAGCAGAAGAAGAUGCUUCAAUACGGAAUUUGUCAACACUCAGAUCACCUGGGAAAGUACCGUUGCUUCUUUGAUCGUCCCAUUCUUCGACCCACGAGGUUGGACACAACGAUUGGAAAGUAGACCAAAACACCUUACAUGGAGCAAAGUCUUCUCCCUUCAAAGCAACACACUUGUGGUAGUCCAAGUAAGAUUGGUAGCAAUGCUUGGUUUGGUUUUGUUGAGGGAAUCUGGCGUCGAAGCCUGGGGUCUGGAGCUUGUAUUGUGA